AUUUGAUUAAAAUGAACGGGCAAGCAGGAAAAGGAAGGAAGAGGAAGAAGACUGGGAAUCCCAAUCUAGGCAAGAAAAAGGCAAACCCAGUCGAUCCAUCGGUCAAGGAGUACUUAGACGAGAUCUCUUAUGUAUAUAAGAAGAUAAACAGGGCUUCUUCACUUCUAUGGAGCCAUGACAAUGAGCUAGUCAAACCAAAGCGUAGAUCAAUAAAGAGCCAUGCAAAGUCAGAAGAGAAUGAGGAUGAUACUAUGAGAAGCAAGAGAUCAUCCAAAGGCACAUCUGAGGCAAUGAAGCAGGAAUAUGAUUGGCAGAAAGAUUCAACAGCCCAGAUAGGAUACGGAGAGAUCACUAAAGGCGCAAUGCAAAAGUUCUUACAAAUUCUUCAGAAUAUUGAUAAAUAUUUCAAGCCAGAGCAUGAAGAAGUGAUGGCAUUCCCAAAGGAACAAUACAAACUGACUAGCAAUGAUACCUUCAUCGAUAUAGGGAGUGGGUUUGGGAAGCCAGUCUUCCAUGCAGCCAUGCAAGUGGGAUGCUACAGCAAAGGUAUUGAGAUAGUCCCAGCCAGAGUUACCUUCUGACUAGAUUUCAUUUAUGAGUAUGAGGAAGAGAGAAAGAAAUAAAAUAAACAUCGCUCUCCAGAAACUUCAGAAUGAAGGUAACGAGGAAGUCUCUAGAUGGGUCAUGCCUUCAAAGAGUCCGAGAAAGAAGAUUGCAGAGUUCAAGAACGUGUGAAAUCCGAUUGCUAAUGAUUAUGCAGACAUUAAUUUUAAAGAAGUGAAACCUCCACAAGAUAUUGAUGAUGAAUCAGAAGAAGAAGAGUGUCUUAAGAAAUUAUCAAAAGAGAAAGCUGGAGGUAAAUCCUUGACCAGAGAGGAGCUCAAAGAGAAAAUAGCUCAAGAUUCAAAGGAAGUAUCCUCGUCAGAUCUUGUACUGGCACCUAAUUAUUCAGUUCUGUGGUGAACAAAAUGAGUUUUUGAGCAGGUAGAUGCAGGCAAAGUUGACAAAAUUGUUCUGAAUAAACUGGGAAGAAGGGAAGAUAUUACCCAUGUUUACUCCUACAAUAAAGUCAUGGGCAAGGAUUGAUUAGCAGGGAUUGGAAGGUCUCUCAAUAACACUAAUUUCAAGAUCCUCUCUUGGUAUGUAAAUGAGAAGACAACAUACAGAAUAGUCAAAAACGUCAAGCUUUUAUUCAAGAUGCCAAUGAGAUCUACAGGUCAAGAGCAAUUUUCAGUAUAUGUCUACUUUAAAACAAAAUCUCCUGAAAAUAAGAUGAAGGAAGAAGAGGAUUAUAAGGUACCAAGUGAAGAAGAUAUAUAAAUAUUCUUGUUUCCCUAGCAGAUAAAGAUUCUAGCCAAUUUUUC
This is a messenger RNA of Moneuplotes crassus, 1364 nucleotides long. The record is from the annotation of a GenBank genome assembly. NCBI's taxonomy places the organism in Eukaryota, Ciliophora, Spirotrichea, Euplotida, Euplotidae.